Messenger RNA from Aegilops tauschii subsp. strangulata, 405 nucleotides. Lineage: Eukaryota; Viridiplantae; Streptophyta; Magnoliopsida; Poales; Poaceae. The record is from RefSeq and is a predicted model, not a curated record.
AUGCAGAUCUUUGUGAAGACGCUGACCGGGAAGACCAUCACGCUGGAGGUGGAGUCCUCGGACACCAUUGACAACGUCAAGGCCAAGAUCCAGGACAAGGAAGGUAUCCCGCCGGACCAGCAGCGUCUCAUCUUUGCGGGGAAGCAGCUCGAGGAUGGCCGCACUUUGGCCGACUACAACAUCCAGAAGGAGUCGACGCUUCACCUGGUGCUGCGCCUCCGUGGCGGCAGCAGAGGUCAAUACCCCAAGAACCUCGAGCCCAACCUCCGCAUCCUUGCUCAAAAGUACAAUGAGAAUAAACUAGUCUGCCGCAGGGCCACCAACUGCCGCAAGAAGAAGUGUGGACAUAGCAAUCAGAUAAGGGAAAAGAAGAGGUUUAUGUCCAAGUUUGGGAGCGAUUCUUGA